AUGCAAAAAUAUCUGAAACAAACAAAUGCAAAAGAAUCCCAAAGGAAUGUUAUAAUAUCUAAAUCAAAUGCAAAAUUAUUACCUGAAACAAAUGUAAAAACAUCUGAAACAAAUACAAAAAUACCUGUCAAGAAUUUAAACAAAGUGACCGACAGUGCAGUUUUGAAUAGUGUGCUUAAGAAACACUUCAGCUUUAACCAGCUUUGCAACCAUCCAUAUUUAGACCCUUAUGAUCCCACCGUUAUGAAGUUCUAUCGUGACGUAGGUAUCCUGAAAUGUGACGAAACCCAGAACUGGAUAAAAAUCGACAAUGGAACAUUCUGGAUAACGGAAAAGGCCAAAGCUAGACAUGGUAACAUUUCUUGUCAAUAUUUUCCAAUCUACCGGAAGGACGAAGAUAAUUUUAUGGUGGGUAACAAGCAGACGUUUGGUGAGGGUGUUAUAAGAGCACCGACUGAUAUUGUCAAAAUAACUUGUCACUCGGAGGUUUCGGGUUCCAAUUACUCCAACAUCCAUAUAACUGUCGCUUAUAAUAAAACAGUAUACGACAGAAUAAACAAAGCCUCUUAUGGCGAACUUUACAUGCCUCUAAAUGUGUUGAUGUAUGCAUUUGAUUCUGUGUCUAGAAAUACGUGGUUAAGAGUAUUGCCAAAAACUCACAAGUAUUUCACGGAAAAGUUAGGGGGUAUUGUUCUCAAGGGUUACAAUAUUGUGGGGGACGGGACACCUCAAGCUCUGCUACCUAUUUUGACGGGAAAAGCAGAAGUCGAACUACCGGAAGCACGCCGUGGUAAACGCGGAGCAAAAGUUGUCGAUGGCCAUCCCUGGAUUUGGAAGGAAUUGAAAAAGACUGGAUAUAUGACACAAUACGGGGAAGAUAUGCAUUGGAUCGGAGCGUUCAAUUACAGAAUGCUUGGGUUUGACAAACAGCCUGUUGAUCAUUACUGGCGACCAUAUUCUCAGGCAACGAGAGCAAUAGAAAAAUACAGUAAACCUUUUUGUUUGGGAUCUGAGGCCAGACACAAAAUUAUGAUGGACUGGGUCAAAGAUGGAUUUCAAAUGUAUCGAAAUCGAUUGAAAUUUAUUUUUGCAUUCCAUGGCGAAUAUAGUCAUGAAGAUACAAGCAGACUAAAGUGGACAGACGAUGAUUUGCUGGGAAUGCUUAAAUAUCUGGAGAACAAAAACUAUCUGAACAACACUGUGUUGAUUCUAAUGAGCGAUCAUGGUGCUCGAUUUCACGCAGUCAGGGAGAGCAUCCAGGGAAAGUACGAAGAAAGGAUGCCUUAUUUUGCUUUUCGAUUUCCAGAGUGGUUUUCUAAGAAAUAUCCGUCUGAAUUUAAAGCAUUCAAAGAAAAUACUGAUAGAUUAACAACACCGUUUGAUAUACAUGAAACAUUCCUUGAUAUGAUGAAAUUUGAGAAUAAAGUUCUUAAAACAGAGAAACUGCCGAGAGGAAUGAGUCUUUUCAGACCAAUACCAGUAUAUCGUACAUGUAGCGAUGCAGAUAUAGCACCUCAUUGGUGCGCAUGCUUAGGGUGGAACGUCACUUCCUCAGAUGAUCUCAUUACUCAGAAAGCAGCAAAAUCAAUUGUGAAAUUUAUGAACAACUUGACUGCAAAUUUUAGAUCAAAAUGCCACGAAUUGUCAUUGAAAUCUAUCAAAAAUGCUAUGGUUUUACAAUCAAAUCCACACAUAGCGCGUUAUUUGGGUAGUGUUGACACCGAUGGAAGAGUUCCAAAGAUCGAAUCGAAAGAUGCCAUAGACAAAAGUGCUUUGUAUCAAAUCACAUUACAAACAACACCUGGUGAUGGUAUUUUUGAAACUACCGUGAAGUAUAAUGCUCAAGGUGACAAUUUUAUUCUAAGUGCUCAAGAAAUUAGUCGAAUCAACAAGUAUGGGAAUACUUCAGCUUGUAUACAGAAGGAAAUGCCGCAUUUAGAACGUUACUGUUCUUGUAAGAUUGUGUGACAGUAUGGCGUAUAUCAGGUUAACGUUUAGCGUUGAAUGUUCAGCAACGUCAUCCAUCAAAGUAUCCAUAUUUCUUUUGCUGUAAAUCUCGAUAUAUAUGUAUUGGGUCACACAUCCUGGAUGAAAGUUUGAUUAAAGAUUAAAACUUUUU
Messenger RNA from Saccostrea cuccullata (small rock oyster), 2119 nucleotides. RefSeq lists its product as uncharacterized. The transcript is spliced from 2 exons. Bases 1 to 1968 code for a protein of 655 amino acids. The record is from RefSeq and is a predicted model, not a curated record. NCBI's taxonomy places the organism in Eukaryota, Metazoa, Mollusca, Bivalvia, Ostreida, Ostreidae.